Astrephomene gubernaculifera is the source of this 1850-nucleotide messenger RNA. Lineage: Eukaryota; Viridiplantae; Chlorophyta; Chlorophyceae; Chlamydomonadales; Astrephomenaceae. The record is from the annotation of a GenBank genome assembly.
AUUGUGGUCUUACCUGACUGGUAUUGCAAAAGGAAGUGCAAACGUCGACUAUCCGUACUCUUGCGUUCCCUUACCUAAUUAUCCAGCUCAUCUACUUAUUUUUAUUCCUUGUCUUGCAACAUCUUUACGUGGACGACGGGGGUUGACGGUAUCGUAUGGGAAUCCUUACCUUCAAUCUUAUUACGAAGCCAACCUCCUGGGGUUUGUGCUAGUAUUGUAGGAACAAGAUAAUCAGUUCAGCACCUCAUUUGUUAAUUAAACUAUAUAUUUAUAGCCCUUGACUGCUAUGGCUGAGCCGCCGAAGAAAAUGGCCCGGCGAGAGCAGGCGGCUAACCAGAAGGACGCGGCACCAACUGAUGUCAGCAUUAUCAUACAAUUCCAAUCGUCUACCGGCGAUGACACAGGUCCUCAGCUGGACAUCCCGCACAACGUCACGCCUGCGCAGCUGGAGGUGUUGCUGAACGGGCUGCUGAACAACGAGGAGAAGCUGCCGUACUCGUUCUACAUUGAGGAGCAGGAGCUGCUGGGCGAGCUGGGCGGGCACCUGGCGGCUCACAAGAUCAGUGUGGAGAAGGCGCUGCGGGUGGUGUACCAGCCGCAGGCCGUGUUCCGAGUGCGCCCCGUGGCGAGGUGUACGGCAUCCAUACCAGGCCACUCCGAGUCCAUCCUGUCGGUCAACUUCUCCCCCUGCGGCACCCAGCUGGCCAGCGGGUCGGGCGACACCACGGUGCGCUUCUGGGACCUAAACACGCAGCUGCCAAAACACGAGUGCAAGGGUCACCGCAACUGGGUGCUGGUGGUGAGCUGGUCGCCCGACGCGCGCUACGUGGCGAGCGGCGACAUGGACGGCGCCAUCCUGCUGUGGGAGCCGGCCAAGGGGGCGGGCAGUGUGGGGGCGUGCAGCGGGCACGGCAAGUGGAUAACAUCCAUGGCCUGGGAGCCCGCCCACAAGGCCCUGCCCAGCCAGCGGUUCGUGAGCGGCAGCAAGGACAACACAAUCAAGGUGUGGGACGCCUCCACUCGGCGCUGCCUGCUGAGCAUGUCCAACCACUCGCAGCUGGUGACGGCGGUCAAGUGGGGCGGCGAGGGACUCAUCUACUCGGCCUCGCGGGACUGCACCAUCAGCGCAUGGGACGACAGGGACGGCAAGCUGGUCCGCGUGUUCAAGGGUCACGGGCACUGGGUCAACACGCUGGCGCUGUCCUCCGAGUACGCGCUGCGAACCGGUGCAUUCGACCACACGGGCAAGGCGCCGGAGGAGCUGGAGGCGGCUCGGCAGCGGGCGGCUGAGCGGUACGCGGAGGCGACUGGGGGCAGGCCCGAGCGGCUUGUAUCCGGCAGCGACGACUUCACGUUGUGUCUGUACGAGCCCUCCACCAACAAGACCCCCCUGGCGCGCAUGACGGGGCACGUGCAGCUGAUCAACCAGGUGGUGUUUUCCCCCGACGGCCGCCUCAUCCUGUCCGCCUCCUUCGACAAGUCCGUGAAGCUGUGGUGUGGGCUGCGCGGCACCUUCCUGGCCACGCUGCGGGGGCACGUGGGGCCGGUGUACCAGGUGGCAUGGUCCUCGGACUCGCGCAUGUUCGUGAGCGGCAGCAAGGACUCAACACUCAAGGUGUGGGACGCGCGCACCCGCAAGCUCAAGGUCGAGCUGCCCGGCCACUCGGACGAGGUGUUCAGUGUGGACUGGAGCCCGGACGGCGGCAGCGUGGCCAGCGGGGGCAGGGACAAGCUGCUCAAGCUGUGGAGGCACUGAGGGGGAAAAAGAAAUUCCAAAGUGUGGUGUGAUAAUGAUACAAGUUGCUGACAAUCCCUGGUGGAAUCAAUCGUGAGUCGAGCCGAAAAGGCAC